Linum trigynum is the source of this 1574-nucleotide messenger RNA. Lineage: Eukaryota; Viridiplantae; Streptophyta; Magnoliopsida; Malpighiales; Linaceae. The record is from the annotation of a GenBank genome assembly.
AUUUCACAUAGCUGUCACUACAGAGUACACACCAUGGGCUCACCUACGGCCCAAUCCACCUACAAUCACAAAGGGCCACGGUUGGGCUCGCGCCACAUCAGUAACAAAAAGACAAAGUACUCCACCUGGCCGAAUCCCAUUCCGCGCCGGAUUACGAAAAGGAUUCCGAUAAAUCAUAAAUAUUCCCUCUGUUUGAAGAAGAACCUGGAAAAUUACACUUUCCCUCUUUCUUCUCUCGCCACUCACCAGAGAGAUCAAAACAGCUCCAUUAAAGCCCGUCACCAACUCCUCUACCUUUCCGGAUUCCCAACCCUACCCGAAAACCCUCAAAACGCGUUAUCUCCCCCCCUUUCUCCAAAUAAUACAGAGACUACUGUCUGUCCUAAGAACAAGCUAAGCAUGGCCCGCGGCGGUGAUUUGGAAGUUGGGGGCGGUGGAGGCAGGGGGAUUAAGAGCGGUGGCGGAGGAGGAAGAGGAAGCCCCGCCGGGAAUGGGUACUCAUCCACGUCGGCGCCGUAUUUGAUCGAAGAGACGGGGACCCAGUGGACGUCGUGGUUGGUCCCGAUGUUCGUCAUUGCCAACAUCGCCGUUUUCUUGGUCGCCAUGUACAUCAACGACUGCCCGAAGCAGUACCACUCGCGGGCGGAAGGUAGCUGCGUCGCCGGAUUCCUUGGGAGAUUCUCCUUCGAGCCAAUUAGAGAUAACCCACUCUUUGGCCCUUCCUCUGCCACGCUGGAGAAGUUGGGAGCUCUACAAUGGGCGAAAAUUGUGGAGAAACGUGAAGGGUGGAGGCUUGUGACUUGUAUGUGGCUACAUGCCGGCAUAAUCCAUCUCAUUGCCAAUAUGCUGUGCUUGGUCGUCAUCGGUGUUCGUCUAGAGCAGCAAUUCGGAUUUGCUCGAGUUGGGAUCAUUUAUCUGGUGUCAGGAUUUGGAGGGAGUGUCCUCUCUUCACUAUUUCUCAGAGCUGGUAUUGCUGUUGGAGCAUCGGGUGCUCUAUUUGGCCUACUGGGAGCAAUGCUGUCAGAACUCAUCACCAAUUGGACAAUCUACACCAACAAGGCUGCAGCGCUGGUUACUCUUUUUGUGAUCAUAGCAAUCAACUUGGCCAUUGGUAUUCUGCCGCACGUUGACAAUUUCGCACACAUUGGAGGGUUUCUGUCUGGUUUCCUACUUGGUUUCGUCUUGCUUCCUCGCCCACAGUUUGCCUGGUUGGAGCGUCGGAAUCUGCCUGCUGGUGCUGGCUUCAAAUCCAAGUACAAGCCCUACCAAUACGUCCUCUGGGUUGUUUCUCUGGCUCUCCUCAUUGCAGGGUUCACGGUGGCGCUGGUUAUGCUAUUCCGAGGAGUGAACGGCCAUGAAUCAUGCCAUUGGUGCAAGUACCUGAGCUGCAUCCCGACAUCGAAAUGGAAAUGUGAUACCUUCUAAGUGAUGGGCUGUAUACCACAGAGUUAGAAACUUUUUCUUAAGCAGUUAUGGGAAUAUGUUCAUAGGAGGCCGGCCAUAAGGUUUUCUUCCACAAUUUUAUUGUAAAUGCAGAGCUGUAACAUAGGGAGUAAAAAAAUGGUAUUUAUGGC